Ylistrum balloti is the source of this 513-nucleotide messenger RNA. RefSeq names its product R-spondin-1-like. The record is from RefSeq and is a predicted model, not a curated record. NCBI's taxonomy places the organism in Eukaryota, Metazoa, Mollusca, Bivalvia, Pectinida, Pectinidae. The transcript is spliced from 4 exons. The coding region runs from base 1 to 513 and encodes 170 amino acids.
AUGGAUCUCUCUACUCUAUUUCAGGCUUGUAGAAUACUGUUUAUAUCUCUUAUGUGUUUGGCCUUGUUCCAUUCCUCCCGAGGGUUACUCGUGGCGAAUGAGACCAUUAUAACAGAAACAAAUGGAGGUUAUGGCUCCUGUCCCGCCAAUUGUAAAAUAACGCUUUGUGCUAGCCAAGUAGGGUGUUCUCUUUGUGAAAACGGUUUCUGUCUCCACUACCAAAAGAACGGGACAUCAUCAAAAGGAAUUUGUUUGUCCUCUUGUCCAUCCGGGUUCUACUGUCAGCAAGUCCGGUUUUCGAUUUGUAGAGCGUGCAAGGAUACCAAUUGUGAUACAUGUGAUUCUCUUGGUAAAUGUACAAAAUGUGCUUCCGGAUUUACCCGUUUGAGUGACGGAAACUGUCACGCAGACAUUACAACGGUACCUAUGGCAACUGAGACUACGGCAGAUAUGACAACAGAUGUAACGACGAGUGAUUCGGCUGUUUCCGGAGCGGCGCCAGUUGUUGGUUAA